CCAGUACUUCCCUUACCGUAAACCUCGCCUCGUCCAGUCCAUGAAGCGAGACAUCUUUCCUCUGCUGUGUCUCUCCAGACUGAUACUGACGCUGUUCGGCCGUCCCAGGCCCCCCAGUUGCCCAGCUUCCGCAUCGUAUUCGACAUUGCGGGAACCGGGACUCGGGUUUCUAAGACAAACAUCGCACCCAGACGGCAUUCACUCUGAGCAGGCAGUCCGAAUGGGUGCGGGUACCGACGCCUGCUCGACGGCUCUGGGCUGAAACAGAGACUUCAGAUAUCGUGC
Messenger RNA from Colletotrichum destructivum, 285 nucleotides. RefSeq lists its product as uncharacterized. The transcript has a single exon. NCBI's taxonomy places the organism in Eukaryota, Fungi, Ascomycota, Sordariomycetes, Glomerellales, Glomerellaceae. The coding region runs from base 41 to 262 and encodes 73 amino acids. The record is from RefSeq and is a predicted model, not a curated record.